UAAUAUCAGGUCUAGAGGAGCAAGGAAUGUUGGGGCUGCGCUGUUUUUUGGCUGUGAAUAUGUCGAGGUUUUCUCCUUUAGCCUCAAUAUUAUGGUCAAAAAGUAUUGAAUCCAGUUUAUUGUUAGGUGGAGAUAGUGGCCUUCAUC
Molecule: messenger RNA, 147 nt
Organism: Dentiscutata erythropus
Lineage: Eukaryota; Fungi; Glomeromycota; Glomeromycetes; Diversisporales; Gigasporaceae
Source: the annotation of a GenBank genome assembly